This is a messenger RNA of Erinaceus europaeus (western European hedgehog), 417 nucleotides long. RefSeq names its product serine protease inhibitor Kazal-type 12-like. Lineage: Eukaryota; Metazoa; Chordata; Mammalia; Eulipotyphla; Erinaceidae. The transcript has 4 exons. Gene Ontology annotation, molecular function: protein binding. The record is from RefSeq and is a predicted model, not a curated record. The coding region runs from base 10 to 267 and encodes 85 amino acids.
CUAUUGACCAUGAAGCCAUCAGGUACCCUUCUGCUUUUGGUCAGUAUGGCUUAUUUGUUCAUUUUUGUGGGAACUGUGAGCCAAGGAGGCUAUCGGGCCUUUUGCAGUAACUAUGAGAAACAAACUACAAAUGGAAAACCCUGUUCUAAGAUCCAAAAACCUGUGUGUGGUACUGAUGGUCAGACUUACCAGAACCCCUGUGAAUUCUGCAAAGCAACUAUUGUUAAAAAUGGAAAAUUUUGCUUCAAACAUGAAGGGAAAUGUUGAUUCUACUGGUGCUACAAAGAUGGAUGUGCUUUCAAUUCCCGUUUGCAUUAGAAAAAUUAAUCUCAGAUGCUUUGUCCCCUACUACAAUAUAUUUCCUGUCACUAAUUAUGCGUAAAAGAAAGCAGUUUCAAUAAAGUCAUCUUGGCAGAG